Molecule: messenger RNA, 1272 nt
Organism: Annulohypoxylon maeteangense
Lineage: Eukaryota; Fungi; Ascomycota; Sordariomycetes; Xylariales; Hypoxylaceae
Exons: 3
Coding region: 304-1092 (262 amino acids)
Source: RefSeq, a predicted model, not a curated record
UGACCGACCGACCGCCAACUCCUCUCAACCUCGAUCUCUUUCGUGAGUUUCGACGUAAAAGCUUCAAAUCUUCCCCAGCCGACAUCUAGGUCCAAUUCGUACGACGACAAGCGCCAUCGUAGGCAUUCCGAUGUGAAAUAUUAGUCAGUUUGCUGGCUUCCAGCGACGUGAUACCAGUCGGCUUAGAGAAAACCGCGCAUUUAGCCGACUUCUGCGAACUAGGCGUCUUGACAGGUCUCCACGAAGCUAAACGCUCUCAGCUCAGCCGUUUAGAGAUCCUUCGGUGGCGCGGGCUGUUUCAUCAUGACUUAUAAACUUUUGCGACGGAAUUGGAGGUCGACGAGAGCCAUGUACUAUACGAUGAUACCGGAGUUGCUAGGGACUGUAGCCGUGUUGGUCAUGUUCGGAAUUUCACAACCAGAUCUAUACCGGACCAAGUUAUGGCGAGCCGGCAGCGAACUCGGAUUCAACUCGAGCCCUAGCGUCAUCCUAUGGGCGUACGCCAACUACGAGCCUCAGCCAACGCUACCGUUCGUGUGGUCGCAGACAUUGACCAACUUCAAUGUCGCCAUCUCUGUUCUCAGUCUUUUCCUCCUUCUCACGAAACUUAUAGCAUUUAUUAUGCAUGUCUGGUUCCCGAUCAUCGCACUGGUCGUCAACAUCUCACUCAUAGCAUUAUACGUGACGAGUUUAGCCGGCCAGGCAGGUCCGGAUUACCUCGACCCGCAACAUCCGAGUCGCAUCGCUUGGUACAUCGCUAAGCCAUGCACCGUAGCUGCAAAUCUGAGUGUACAGAACUCUUGCCGUCUAGCGAAAGGCGGGUUUGCCGCAGCAUGUAUCAUGCUUGGUAUUUACGCUAUUAACUUGGGCCUGAAUAUAUGGGCUCUGCUACCAAAUGAGGAUGAUAGGAAGGAAGUUAUUGACGACGAUAACGAGAGCACUUCUUCGCCAGCCGCGUUGAAAGGAGGAAGCCAAUGGGAGAUGCACGGUAUUCCCCAGACGCCGAGGACAGGGACCGUACCGUUUACGCCACGAACUAUGGCAUUUAACACGCUCGAGAGGAAAUUACCUCUGCGAAACCAGUACUCAUGAGGAACCAUAUUCCGUUCCUAGAAAUAGAAGUGCUAUAAUGGAUGCGGUAAACCCCCACCGCGCUUGGAAUAAAUGGUGGGCUUAUUAUCUUGCUCUGGAAGCGGAUAUUAUUGGGAUGAUAUAUCCACGAAGUCCACAAAUAUUAGGAUAUGGGAGAGUGAUGAGGCUCUCUUAAAAGUA